This is a messenger RNA of Carcharodon carcharias (great white shark), 1338 nucleotides long. RefSeq names its product distal-less homeobox 1a (gene dlx1a). Gene Ontology annotation, biological process: cell differentiation; embryo development; negative regulation of transcription by RNA polymerase II. Gene Ontology annotation, molecular function: RNA polymerase II cis-regulatory region sequence-specific DNA binding; DNA-binding transcription factor activity, RNA polymerase II-specific. The coding region runs from base 205 to 966 and encodes 253 amino acids. The transcript is spliced from 3 exons. NCBI's taxonomy places the organism in Eukaryota, Metazoa, Chordata, Chondrichthyes, Lamniformes, Lamnidae. The record is from RefSeq and is a predicted model, not a curated record.
GAAUAUUCAUGAGAUAUCGAGUCAAACCUUUCAGGCGAGUUUAUGUGUAUUCACAGCAUCAUGCCUCGACUUUGUCAACCCAAAAACUCCAUUUUCUUAUGAAUGGAGAGUGAAAAAAAUCAGAUUCGCUUAAAUUGGGAUCCUUCUCAGCCGGAGGGAGUAGUGGAAGGAAAAGAAGUGAAGUGACAAGCUGGGAGGCGAACGAUGACCAUGACUACAAUGUCAGAAAACCUCAACAGCCCCGUCUCAAGUAAAGCAGUUUUUAUGGAGUUUGGGCCACCAAGUCAACAAAUGUCGCCUCCCAUGUCUCACGGACAUUACUCCAUGCACUGUUUACAUUCUGCCGGCCACUCUCAACAUGACAGCUCCUACAACACUGCUUCAUCCUUCUCACGAUCUCUGGGCUACCCCUAUGUCAACUCAGUGAACAACCAUUCCACUAACCCUUACAUCAGUUCAGUGCAAUCGUACCAAAGCAGUUCGAAUCUGGCCCAUACACGAUUAGAGGACACAGGAGCAGAAUCAGAUAAAGGUACGGUGGUGGAGAGUGGGGAAGUCAGGUUUAAUGGGAAAGGGAAAAAAAUUCGCAAACCCCGAACCAUUUAUUCCAGUCUACAGUUGCAAGCUUUGAACAGACGGUUCCAACAAACUCAAUACCUUGCUCUGCCUGAAAGAGCCGAACUUGCUGCUUCUCUGGGGUUGACACAGACACAGGUAAAGAUUUGGUUCCAGAACAAGCGCUCUAAGUUUAAAAAGCUGAUGAAACAGGGUAAUGGUGCAUUAGAGAACAGCGCCCUUGCUAAUGGUAGGGGCCUAUCCGGAUCCUCCCCUCCAGUUCCCCCCGUCUGGAACACCUCAUCUGCCGGCAAGAACUCCACAGGGACUCCGGGAAACUACAUCCCUAGCUACACAUCGUGGUAUCCUCCAGCGCACCAGGAAUCUAUGCAACAGCCUCAACUGAUGUAAGAUAACCGCCUUCGCCCUGUUUAAGCAAGGACAAUAAUCCGAGAAAGCAGUUUCUGAAGUGCACCAUGCCCUUAGCAGACACGUACAGAUGUGAUGCGGAGCCAGUUCUCAGUUCUGCCAGCUGACAGAUCGGCGAAAUCUCUAUCAGCUCACGUUAAGAGCAGACCGCUAGCACCAAGACUCUGAGGCAUAAUCCCUGGGACAGUUAAAAAGCCUUUGUUGCAAAUUCCUUGUAUUCAUCCUAUUCUGAAAUAGGCAGGCUUUGUAUCGAGUACCGUCUCCCAUUUAGGAUUUUAGGUCUGUAAACGAAUGACUGGUUAUGCAGCGCAGAAUUCAUGACAAUGGGAAGUUCUUACUGCACGCAGUCACCGU